Molecule: messenger RNA, 2140 nt
Organism: Phodopus roborovskii (desert hamster)
Lineage: Eukaryota; Metazoa; Chordata; Mammalia; Rodentia; Cricetidae
Gene: Acsbg2
Product: acyl-CoA synthetase bubblegum family member 2
Exons: 13
Coding region: 104-2104 (666 amino acids)
Cellular component (GO): endoplasmic reticulum; membrane
Molecular function (GO): long-chain fatty acid-CoA ligase activity
Source: RefSeq, a predicted model, not a curated record
CUUUCUUGCCAACCUUACUCUGUUUCCUUCUCUGAUUCAUUGCCUGUGGCUGUGCAGCAUUUUGACGAAUGCUCCUUGUGAAUCUGGAAAGGCUGAACCACCAAUGGCUCAGGAGAAGAAGGUGGAGGACCCUGACAGAGGCAUGGAUGUCACCCCAGCUCCUCCCAGGCUGUGGAGCACUCACUGUGAUGAAGAGGUGCUCCUGAGGCUCUCCAGACAUGGGCCAGGCCAUGAGACCCCGAUGACCAUUCCCGAGCUGUUUCAAGAGUCUGUCGAGCGAUUUGGUGCUUACCCAGCCCUGGCCUCAAAGAACGGCAAAAAGUGGGACACGCUGACUUUCAGCCAGUACUACGAAGCAUGCCGCAAGGCAGCCAGGUCUUUCAUCAAGCUGGGCCUGCAGCGUUUCCAUGGCGUCGGCAUCCUGGGCUCUAACUCCCCUGAGUGGGUCAUAGGCGCCAUCAGUGCCAUCUUGGCUGGGGGCCUCUGUGUUGGUAUUUAUACCACCAACUCAGCUGAUGCCUGUCAGUAUGUCAUCAAGCAUGCCAGGCUGAACAUCUUGCUGGUGGAGAAUGACCAACAGCUGCAGAAAAUCCUGUCGAUUCCACCGGACAAGAUGGAGACUGUGAAAGCCAUCGUGCAGUACAAGCUGCCCUUGGAGGAAAGCAUCAGGAACCUGUACUCCUGGCAUGACUUUAUGGAGCUGGGUAACGCCAUCCCCAACGUGCAGCUGGAUCGCAUCAUCUUGAGCCAGAAGGCCAAUCAGUGCGCAAUUCUCAUCUACACCUCGGGCACCACAGGGAACCCCAAAGGGGUGAUGCUGAGCCAUGACAAUAUCACAUGGACCGCAGGGGCCUUGGGCCAGGAGCUGUAUCUGGGCCACGCUUCAGGGCUCCAGAACACAGUAGUCAGUUACCUGCCACUCAGCCACAUUUCGGCCCAGAUGAUGGAUAUCUGGAUCUCCAUCAAGGUCGGGGGACUCACUUUCUUUGCUCAACCAGAUGCACUCAGGGGCACCUUGCUGUACACCCUUCAGGAGGUGAAGCCUACUGUUUUCCUGGGGGUGCCUCGUGUCUGGGAAAAGAUGCAGGAGAACAUCAAGGAAAAUGUUUCAAAGUCCUCCAGUCUGAGGAAGAAGGCGUUCACAUGGGCGAAGAUGCUCGGCUUGAAGGUCAACACCAAGCGGAUGCUGGGGAAGCAAGACAUCCCCAUGAACUACCGCAUGGCCAAAGCUCUUGUGUUCACGAAGGUCAGGACCUUCCUGGGGCUGGACAACUGUCAAUUCUUCUUCAGUGGGGCCGCGCCGCUCUCCCAGGAUGUCUCAGAGUUCUUUCUCAGUCUGGACAUCCCCAUUGGUGAAAUAUAUGGGAUGAGUGAGACCUCUGGACCCCACUCAGUGUCCACCAAGAACAGCUACAGAGUGUUGAGCUGUGGCAAGGUUUUGAAUGGCUGCCGGAACAUGCUGUACCAGCAGAACAAGGAUGGCGUGGGUGAGGUGUGCAUGUGGGGCCGGCAUGUGUUCAUGGGUUACCUGGACAUGGAGGAUGCUACAUUGGAAGUGCUCGACGGUGACGGCUGGCUGCACUCUGGGGACAUGGGCCGAAUGGACAACCAAGAUUUCCUUUAUAUCACCGGACGAAUCAAAGAGAUCCUGAUCACUGCUGGUGGUGAAAAUGUGCCCCCCAUCCCCAUCGAGACCCUGGUGAAGGAGAAGAUCCCCAUCAUCAGCAACGCUGUGCUGGUGGGUGACAAGGCCAAGUUCCUGAGCAUGCUGCUGACGCUGAAGUGUGAGACAGACCAGAUGAGCGGAGAGCCCCUGGACAAGCUGAGUGCAGAAGCCAUCAACUUCUGUCGGACACUGGGCAGCACGGCAGUCACUGUGUCGGACAUAGUGAAACUACGAGACCCGCUGAUCUACACAGCCAUCCAGUGUGGCAUAGACAUCGUGAAUCAGGAAGCGAUCUCUGAUGCGCAGAGAAUUCGGAAGUGGCUCAUUUUAGAGAAGGACUUUUCCAUCCAAGGUGGAGAGCUGGGGCCGACAUCAAAACUCCGGAGACGUAUCAUAACCCAGAAAUACAGACUCCAAAUCGAUUCCAUGUACUUGUGACUGCUGUGGCAAGAGCUUCCUUGAUGUCCUCAUGGU